Molecule: messenger RNA, 653 nt
Organism: Nomia melanderi (Alkali bee)
Lineage: Eukaryota; Metazoa; Arthropoda; Insecta; Hymenoptera; Halictidae
Source: RefSeq, a predicted model, not a curated record
CCGAAUUCCACCGAAUUUGUUCGACGUGAUAUUAGCCGCAACAAAAAAUUCGUAACAUUCGCGUAAAAACUUUUUGGUAGUGUAUAUAUUUUUCGCGUUCCUUUUGUGAAUCACUGUUGCCUCAGUGGAUUCGGUGGUCUGUUUACUCGUGAAUAUUUUCAGCUUACAAAUUCAAAGGAAGAUUGUCAGGAUACCGGGUGUCCAUAAUGGCAGAUGAACAGCAACAGUUUUUUCUUAAAUGGAAUGAUUUCCAAUCUAAUAUGGUAUCGUCGUUUAAACAUUUACGAGAUGAGAAAAGCUUCACGGAUGUGACGUUAGCUUGCGAUGGUCAGACUUGUAAAGCACAUAAGAUGGUGUUGUCCGCUUGUAGUCCUUACUUUAAGUCAUUAUUAGAGGAAAAUCCGUCCAAACAUCCCAUUAUAAUUCUAAAAGAUGUCGCAUACAGCCACCUUCAAGCUAUUUUGGAAUUUAUGUAUGCUGGAGAAGUUAAUGUAUCGCAAGAUCAAUUGCCCGCAUUUCUUAAAACAGCUGAUCGGUUGAAAGUUAAAGGGUUGGCAGAAGCACCUGGUGCCAUUAAGAGGGAAGGUUAAAAACUGCACAUAUAGUUAUGGUAAGGAUUUUCACUUUAUUGGUAACCAUAAUAAUUGGCAUAA